Molecule: messenger RNA, 2267 nt
Organism: Elaeis guineensis (African oil palm)
Lineage: Eukaryota; Viridiplantae; Streptophyta; Magnoliopsida; Arecales; Arecaceae
Product: exocyst complex component EXO70H1
Biological process (GO): exocytosis
Cellular component (GO): exocyst
Molecular function (GO): phosphatidylinositol-4,5-bisphosphate binding
Source: RefSeq, a predicted model, not a curated record
GAAAAGAGACUGUUUCUCUACUUCUAGCUCCUCUGCUUCUCUCUCUUCGUCUCUCUCUCAGGUGGCUGCUUUGCUUCUUCCCUUGCCUACCAAGGAUGCCGAGAAAAGGGAUGAGAAGCCUCCUCCCCUCCCACUUCUCUUUCCGUCAUCAUGAUGGCCGAUCCCCUGCUCCACCUUCUCCUCCCCAGCAGCAGCAGAGCUCCUCCGCCACCAUGAUGGAGGGCAAGGUGACGGCCGUGGAGGCCAUCAUCACCAAGUGGGACCCGGACGCCUCCUCCUUCGCUAAGAUCACCUCCCUCUUCUAUGAGGACCGCGCCGAGGCCCGCCGCUUCCUCCUUGCCGUCUCCGACCUCCAUCACGCCAUGCUCGAUUUCGUCUCCGACAAGGGGAACCUGGUGUCGGGAUCCGACACGCUGGUCCUCGCCCAGAAUCUGAUGCAAGCCGCCAUGCGCCGCCUCGAGAAGGAGUUCUACCAGAUCCUCUCCGCCAACCGCGACCGCCUCGACCCGGAGUCCGUUUCCGCCCGGUCGUCGGGGUCCAGCGUCUCCGACGCCGAAGACGAUGCCGGCGGGUCACCGGACGAUGACAUCCGUGUCGCCGGGGAGUCCAUCGGCGAUGUCGAGCUUGCCGCCACCGUUGCCAUGGCUGACCUCCACGCAAUCGCUGAGACCAUGAUCUCGGCCGGGUACGGGAAGGAAUGCUUCCGGAUCUACAAGAUCCUCCGCAAGUCCAUCAUCGACGAGUGCCUCUACCGCCUAGGAUUCGAGAAGCUUAGCCCGUCCCAGAUCCAGAAGCUGGACUGGGAGUCGCUCGACUCAAAAAUCCGAACUUGGCUCGGUGCGUCUCGGGUCGCCGUGAAGACGCUCUUCUCGGGCGAGCGGAAACUCUUGGACCACGUCUUCUCCGGGUCCGAUUCCAUCCGGGAGGCAUGCUUCGCGGACAUCGCUAGAGACGCCGCCGUCCAAUUCCUCAGCUUUCCCGAAUUGGUGGCAAAAUCGAAGCGGUCGCCGGAGAAGAUGUUCCGGAUAUUGGAGCUCUACGAUGCAAUCGCCGAGCUCUGGCCGGAGAUCGAUCCCGUCUUUUCUUUUGAAUCCACCUCGGCGGUUCCAACUCAGGCGCUGAAUUCGCUCGUCAAACUCGGCGAAGCGGCCCGGGCCAGCAUCGCCGACUUCGAGGCGGCGAUGCAGAAGGACACCUCGAAAUCGCCGAUCCCCGGUGGUGGGAUCCAUCCGUUGACCCGCCAUUCCAUGGACUUCGUCGCCUGGCUUGCUGACUACGACGCCGCUUUGGCGGACAUCUUCGCCGACUCCUCUGUUCACGUGCCAUCCGCGCUUCCGGAAAUUUUCUUGGACACGUCGCAGGCGUCGGCACCGCCGUCGCCGGCUCCCUCCUCCGCCGCCUCCACCUUCAAUUACGAGGAGAACCCUGGGUAUCCGGUCGCCGUUCGGCUCGCACGGCUUAUUCUUGUACUCCUCUGCAAGCUUAACGACAAGGCAGAGCUCUACCGGGAGGUGUCGCUAUCCUAUCUCUUCCUCGCGAAUAAUCUUCAGUAUAUAGUGAACAAGGUUCGGGGGAGUACUCGGCUGAGGCACCUUCUCGGAGAGGAGUGGGCGGCGCAGCACGCGGCGAAAGCGAGGCAGUACGCUUCCAACUUCGAGCGGCUGGGUUGGAGCAAGGUCGCGGCGGCGAUCCCGGCGGGGGAGGUGGGGCCGGCGGAGAUGCGGGAGCGGAUGCGGACCUUCCAUGCGGGGCUGGAGGAGGCGUGCCGGAACCAGGCGGAGUGGGUGGUGGCGGACGCUGGGUUGAGGGAGGAGGCGAGGGCAGCGGUCCGGGGCAUGAUCUUGCCAGCGUACCGGGGUUUCUACGAGAAGUGCCGGGCGGUGCUCGGCGACUCUGCGGUGGUGAGGUUCUCGCCGGAGGACGUGAGGAGCCGCUUGUCGGAGGUUUUCUCUGGCUCGGACGGUUCGGAGGCUUAUUCCGGUAACCGAACCGGAUAUGGCUCUGUUUCCGGCGAGUCAAAGUCGUCCUCGUGGUCCUCGCGAUAAGUCCGGUUCUAUGCUUAGUUCUCGUUAAUCUACUCAUGUGUUUGUCUUUUUUCCGCCGUUAGCGUCUCCUUAUUGUUAGUAGAACAUACGUGAAUGCAGCUUGUGAAUUAUUGCUUAUCAUCGUUUUCGUUCAUAAAUUUAGAAGUUAAUCCACUCCAUGUUCAUGUAUGAAUCUCUGUGACUUUUUUCUCUAAUUCUGCUUAAAAGGCUCCCCAAUUUAAA